UCUUUUCGCCAUAGGGCAGCACUGUGCGUCUUUCGCACGCGUAUUUUUGUGCAGAUUUUGUGUGGAAAUUAAUAGUAAUUUGUUGAUAAAAUAGUGAAAAUACAGUUGCAAUCAUGGCACAAUUUGAUCUAACACGCAUCAAUUGUCAAUAUCUGGACAGACAUUUGACUUUCCCACUGCUGGAGUUUUUAUGCGGCAAGGAGAUCUACAAUCAGCAGGAGCUGCUGGAGUAUAUUCUGGAGACGGUGAACAAGACGAACAUGAUUGAUUACACCAUGGACACACGCAAGCGUCUUAAUCUCAGCCAGGAGAUGCCGGAAGAGCUUGUGCAGCGCAAGGCCGAGGUGUUGGCUACAUUGAAGCAGCUGCAAAACGAGGUGGCGCCCAUCAUGAAGGCCACCGACAUUCUGAAGAACGGCGAGAGCAUGAAGGACUCGAAGACUUUUGUGAAUGCUCUGCAGAAGGACUACAAUUUCAAGGUGGAGCACCUGGAGAGUGCCUACAAGCUGGCGAAAUACUUGUAUGAGUGCGGCAACUACCAGGAAUCUACAUCAUACUUGUAUUUCUGCCUUAUUGUCAUGUCGCCAAAUGAUAAGAACUAUCUGAAUGUGUUGUGGGGCAAGUUGGCCGCUGAGAUUCUGACUCUCAACUGGAAUACCGCACUUGAGGAUUUGACGCGUCUGCGUGACUACAUUGAUAGCGCAAAUUUCUCGACCAUUCAAGCGCUGCAGCAGCGCACCUGGUUGAUCCACUGGUCCGUGUUGGUGUUCUUCAAUCAUCCAAAGGGCCGUGACCUCAUCAUUGAGAUGUUCCUGUAUAAGCCACUGUAUCUGAAUGCUAUACAGACGAUGUGCCCACACAUUAUGCGCUACUUGGCCACCGCCGUAGUCAUCAAUCGCACUCGUCGCAAUGCUCUCAAGGAUUUGAUUAAGGUCAUACAGCAGGAGUCGUACACGUAUCGUGAUCCCAUCACCGAGUUCCUCGAGUGCCUCUACGUAAACUUUGACUUUGAAGGCGCACGCCUCAAGUUGCACGAGUGUCAAACAGUCAUUUUGAAUGACUUCUUCAUUGUCGCCUGCCUCAACGAAUUCGUGGAGGAUGCGCGUCUGAUGAUCUUCGAAACAUUCUGUCGCAUCCAUCAGUGCAUCACCAUAAGCAUGCUCGCUGACAAGUUGAAUAUGAAGCCCAACGAGGCCGAAUGCUGGAUUGUCAACCUUAUACGUAAUGCUCGUCUCAAUGCAAAGAUCGAUUCGAAACUUGGCCACGUCGUAAUGGGUACACAGCCACUAAGUCCUUAUCAGCAGCUGGUGGAGAAGAUUGACUCGCUGUCCAUGCGCUCAGAGCAUUUGGCGGGUCUGAUUGAACGCAAGAGCAAACAAAAGAAUCAAGAAUCCAUUGACUCCUGGAAGUACUAUUAAGCAUAAGAUAAACUCGUAUUUUUUGUAUUUCAAAACGCCGGCAAUUAUGCCAAUAACGAUUUGUAGAAAACCAAUGUUACGCCACAUGGCGCGAAUAAAACAACAUCUCUAUUCGCA
Molecule: messenger RNA, 1535 nt
Organism: Drosophila arizonae
Lineage: Eukaryota; Metazoa; Arthropoda; Insecta; Diptera; Drosophilidae
Gene: eIF3e
Product: eukaryotic translation initiation factor 3 subunit e
Cellular component (GO): eukaryotic translation initiation factor 3 complex; cytoplasm
Molecular function (GO): translation initiation factor activity
Source: RefSeq, a predicted model, not a curated record